Molecule: messenger RNA, 783 nt
Organism: Rangifer tarandus platyrhynchus (Svalbard reindeer)
Lineage: Eukaryota; Metazoa; Chordata; Mammalia; Artiodactyla; Cervidae
Source: the annotation of a GenBank genome assembly
AUGACGUAUCUCGCAGCGUCUAGCUCUGAGUUGACUGGAGGGAACAUGUGGGUCUGCGGGGCGCUCUGCAGGGCUCGAGCCCCGGCCCAGCUGGGGCAGAGGCUGCUUCCAGAGUCCAGCCGGCGACGGCCUGACGCCGCCUCCUUCUCUGCCUCUGCCGAGGCUUCCCGGGUCCGGGCGCUGGUCUAUGGGCACCACGGGGACCCAGCCAAAGUCGUCGAACUGAAGAACCUGGAGCUGGCUGCUGUGGGCGGAUCAGACGUCCAUGUGAAGAUGCUGGCGGCCCCUAUCAAUCCAUCUGACAUAAAUAUGAUCCAAGGAAACUACGGCCUCCUUCCCCAGCUGCCUGCUGUUGGAGGGAACGAAGGUGUUGGGCAGGUCAUAGCCGUGGGCAGCAGUGUGACCGGGGUGAAGCCAGGAGACUGGGUGAUCCCAGCGAAUCCUGGCUUGGGAACCUGGCGGACCGAGGCUGUGUUCGGCGAGGAAGAGCUCAUCACAGUCCCAAGUGACAUCCCUCUUCAGAGCGCCGCCACCCUGGGCGUCAACCCCUGCACGGCCUACCGGAUGCUGAUGGACUUUGAGCGGCUGCAGCCAGGGGAUUCCGUCAUCCAGAAUGCAUCCAACAGUGGAGUGGGGCAAGCGGUCAUCCAGAUCGCGGCCGCCCUGGGCCUGAGGACCAUCAACGUGCUCCGGGACAGACCUGACCUCCAGAAGCUGACCGACAGACUGAAGAAUCUGGGGGCUGACCACGUUGUCACAGAAGAGGAGCUAAGGAAAGCAUGA